CAGAUGAUUAGGGUUUCUAAGGAGUAUUUGGUAUGGUUUCUUGAUCAUGGUUGUUUUGGCUGAAAGAUGUGAUCUUGGAUGGUUUAGUAAUGUUUCUUAAAACGAAAAUUAGGGUGAAUUACCUAAAUAUCAGAACUUGAAAGCAUAAUGUAUUUGGAAGACUCCUUAUGUUACCAGAAGUCAAUUUUAGCGUCCACAGGGUACAGAACAGAGUCUGUGAAAUGUAUUUGCUAAAUCUGUCAUGUUUGAGCACAAAAGAUUAGAGAUUUCUGUUCAGAAUCUUGGCACUGUUAUUGCUCCCUGUAUUUCCAUAUGACUCUGUAGCAGAUGGAGCAGAACAUGGAUCUCUUGGCAGGAAAAGGCAGGAAGAGAAAGGCAAAAGAAGAAGCUCAUACUGGACCUGCCUUCUUCUUAGAUGAGCUAAAUCAAGACCUACUCGAAAGGGUCCUCUCCUGCCUUCCUGCCUCAAGCUUCUUUCGUCUCAGUUCAGUAUGCAAGAGAUGGAGAUCUGUUGCCACAUCUGAGACAUUUCAUAUCGCAUGCUCUCAGAUACUCCGUAGGGAACCAUGGUUCCUUAUGGUAGAUCACGAUCUUGACCAGUUUAUUGUUUUCGACACCAGUGAAAGGAAUUGGAAAAGUCUCAAUCAUCAAACUCAUAUCCCACAAAGCCACAGUUGUAAACCCAUUCCUGUUGCUGCAUCUGGUGGUCUUGUGUGCUACCGCACGGACUCUGGCAACUUUUUGGUGUUUAACCUUCUCACAGGGUCCUGCCGUGAGCUCCCACCGGGAAGCCCGGAUGGUGAGAGCCAAACUUUACAUGCCAUUGCUAUGUACUCUUCUCCGACCUAUCCAUCUUCAUUUAAGAUCAUACUAGUCCUGGGGAAAUCACCAAACCUUGCUUUCAGAAUCUUUGACUCCACUAGGUCUACAUGGGAAGAUGAAGUCAUGUUAAUUCAGAAAGGUGAGAGUUCCUCAGAAUCUCACAUAGCCGGAGAUGAGAUUAUUUAUUUCCUUAGCAAAGCUGGAGAUGUUGUAGCCACAAACAUGCAGAGGAGUGCAUCUAAACAGUACUCGUCAGUUCUCAUCAUGGAAAAUGGAGAACAGGUCAUCUAUUUUCUCAGUGAGUCGGGAACUGUCGUGGCUUGUAAUCUUGCUCAGAAGACAUAUUUCGAGUAUCCUAGAUUUCUGCCUAUCUACUUUGAGUACUCAAUAGAUGUGGUCGAGUGCAAGGGAGAGAUGUUAGUUGUUGUCUUAUCAGAAUUCCUGGAGACUGCAAGCCUGAGAGUCUGGAAGUUCUCCAAGGAAAGCCAAUCAUGGCAACAAGUGGCAGCCAUGCCGCCAUCAAUGUCUCAUGAGUUCUACGGGCAAAAGAUGGACAUAAACUGCACAGGCUGUCAGGAAAUCAUCUUCAUCUGUGCCAGUUCAAGUGAAUGCAGCAGCAGGCACAUAAUGUUCGAUAUGGCGGUCGAUGAAUGGGUUGAGGUGCCCAAGUGUUACGUGGAUGGGAAGGCCAAGGAGUUUACGGCUGCCAUCUCCUUCGAGCCAAGACCGGAGGCUACUGUGUCAAGGAAACAAAAUUUGCAAACAUUGGACCAGCAACUUCUCUUUCUCUUCAUGAUCACGAGAGAAGAGAGAAAUCAGAAUACACCCACUCAUUUCAUGAUCCUUUAGUUGCACUCCUGUGGCCUUUGAUCUGUAUGUCUUAAAGGUUGUGGUUGCAAGGGAAACAACCACAAGCUGUGUUUUCAGAGGGAUCUUUACUCUCUGUGACUGCUGUGAAUGCUGCAGGUGAGUUGUUGCUCUCAGUUCCUCUGCCCUUCUAUGAACAAUUCCCAUUCUUUUCAUCAAUUUCUCUUCUAAAUCAGACCUCAUUCUUUGUAUCUUCACCUGCAAACACAUACGUAUGAGUGACCACACAGCGCCAAUUGUGAUAUCAAGGUUUGCGUUAGAACAGAGAAAGUACUUCAACAUCUUUUAAUCUGAUUCCAAAGUCAAUCUGUGAACUAACAAGCUGUGCAGGAACAGUCCAGUUGGUAGAGACAUGUAUAGAGGUCAAGGAAGAGAAGCAUUCUGCAUCUAAUCACCAUCGGAUGAUAUGCUUGAUAAUUUUGAGAUGUUAUACUCUUGUUCUGAAGUUUACAUCAGAAAAUUUUUCGAGACAAACAAGUGAAUGAAAUCAAUGUUCAGAGAUCAUAAAUCUUCAGAAUAUUGACUUAGAGAACUGAUUCCACUACAGCUGAGGCACAGAGCUACGAUUAGCACAGAAGAUGCUCAGCUUUAUCGAGUUACUGUCAAUUUCAACACAACUAGGAAAGAUAUAUAGGUGAAGACAAGUCUACCACAAGAACAACAAGAUUCAGUAUCGAAGGCAUCAUCUUUCUGGAGCACCAACACCGUAAUGCUUGGAAAUUAAAUGUUCGAUUAUCUCAGCUGGUUUUCUCACAUGAGCAAGAGAUCCAUGGCAAGGUCUGGUGAUCAGCUACUUCCCGG
Molecule: messenger RNA, 2490 nt
Organism: Musa acuminata AAA Group (dessert banana)
Lineage: Eukaryota; Viridiplantae; Streptophyta; Magnoliopsida; Zingiberales; Musaceae
Product: F-box only protein 13-like
Exons: 3
Coding region: 328-1671 (447 amino acids)
Molecular function (GO): protein binding
Source: RefSeq, a predicted model, not a curated record